CUUGAAGGGUCCGACAUCUUGCAGUAUGUUGAUGCUUCCCCCUCUUUGCAUUUCCGGGGAGUGUCAAGUCGCGUUGAUCGCGUCGGUCGCGUUUUACAGUGUUAUUGCAAAUUCACGAUAGCUUCUUAUUUGCUAAUCAUCAAUUUAGAGGAAGGAAACUGAACGAGUUAAACAUUCCUGCACGUCCACGAACUCGGUCUGAAUACAUCCAACCCCCUAGACCAGGAGGAAGCUUUGGUCCAAACGAGAACUCUCAUCCACCUUCACCUAUCGUCAAUAAGAAAAAGGAUGCCAGUUCUAUCUCACGAUCCCCCGUACCCUUGCCAUCCUCCUCUGCACCACCGCGACAAGGGAUUGACGAUGGCAAGACCGAUACUGUUUCUACGGUCUCGCCCACUACUUACCCAGGUCCUGAGCAUAGCUUGAAGUCACCCCAAGCAUCAUGGCCUUCUACUCAACCUGCAAAUCAAUCUAUUCGUCCAGAUACUCCUGCCGUUCCUGCCGUAUCGAAUGAUCAAUCCCAGCAGUUCCGAUCUACCACCACCGUCAAGCAGGCCAGCCUACCUACAGGCGAUCAGCCUAAUGGGACACCUAAGUACCCAGUGAGCCUGCCCACGGCACUGUCUGGUUUGCCGCAGACGCAGGUCAGUCAACCUCUAGCCAACAAACAACGACGGUUGAGCCAGGUUGAUGAGCCCGUAAAUGCGCCGCGACAAGAUUUACGUGAAGGAGAGCCCAUGGAGAUUGACGUAACUCCAGUCAUUAAAUCUACGGAGAUUGUUUCUGGUGUGCAACCAGUCCCUCUACCAGACACAAGCCGUGCUAUUGAUGGCGUAUCAUCGGUUUCUUCUAAUACGGCGGCAGCUCAAGUCGCCGCCGAUGUGACAAGUAAUAAAAGUUCAACUGGCAAGAUAGUGCCAUUUGCGGCGAGCGAGGAGACUAAUUCGAUGGGAAUGAAAGACAUGGCGUCGAUGAGACAAAGUUCGCAGAAUGGAACGCUUUCUGGACCGACCGUGGCUGGAACAUCCGAAAGCAUUCCGGCGGAUAAGGUUAGGAUGCAACCGAUAUCGCAGCCGACACACAACGUAGUGAAGACACCAAUUAAUGGCACGAAUGCUGCUGUAGAUACGCCGACGCAUCCACCAAAGACAGCCUCGUCUGCAAUAUGCGUUCCCGCGCCCGAAAAUAAUGUAGCAGCAGAUGCUCAACAGCGUGCGGGUAGCAUCCCUACCAGCCUGCAACAACUUCCACGGCCUCCACAGCCUCCACAGCCUCCGCUACAUUCAAUGCCUACUGGUGAUAACGGCCGGGGUCUUGCGAUGCCGCAUGUAAAGAGUGAUCAGCAGCAGACUGAUUCUGAUUUCCGCAAAGAAACACCCAGCUUUAAUGGCAAUGUUGCCCAGAAUUCCGUCCAGGGCGAAACUACGCAGAAAGAAAGUUUGGUGGCUCCCGUGGUGUCUAAUGGUCCUUUUAAAGUUACCCCAGAAACUCCCGCAGAAGUAAAAGAAUCUCAGGAGACACAGGUCGCCCAGGAGAUCAGCCGCUCACCAACACAACUUGGCCCAGAUCAUAGACGAACGAGUAGCCCUACAGGAGUUGCUCGGCAGAAGCCAGUGUCUGAAAUUCUCAGUGCACCGCCAAAGCUAUUGGAUGAUGCCGAGUCUGGCCGCACAACCUCUGUAAUUCCAGGUUCGCAAUCUUCAAGGAAGCGCUCAGAGGUCCAGAGGUCCAAGCUUCAGGGGAAGAGUAAUCAAUCUAUGGUCGUCUUUGGUAAGCAGUCGAAAGGUGCCAUGGAUUCAGGCAAAGCUCUAGUCCAGAGCUGUUCGGGUGCUGGUCAGAUGGCUAGCGACGACUACUUCACCCCUCUGUUUGUGCAGGCCUUCACUUCCAACUCAAAGUGGAUGAGACCUCUAGAUCAGAUUUUGCAUCAGGCUCACAAAACGUUGUCCACUCCAGACUCUUACACGCAUAUAUUCGACAACCAAGCUUGUAAGGUCCUUAAGAGAGUUUAUCACUUGCAGCAUCACAAUAAAUGGUCUCUGCGCCAACCAAAACGCUGUCCCGAGCCCACGCGCCAACCUUGCCAUUGGGAUGUUUUGCUCAAGGAGAUGAAAUGGAUGAGGACAGACUUUCGCGAAGAACGAAAGUGGAAGAUGGCAGCUGCUCGAAAUAUGGCCUAUGCCUGCGCCGAAUGGGUUUCCUCUUCGAUGGAAGAUCGUAAGGUCAUGCAGGUGAAUGCCAUUAUUCCUCCAUUCGCCCCCGCGGAUUCCAGAGAGGUCACGGCUGGCUUCAAUCAUAUACAGGAUCCAGAAAAUCAGCCUACGCCAGAUCUUAUAGCAUCGGCAGAAUCAGACUCGCCUAUGGAGCCGGACGAUGAGCCUCAGGAUGGUAUCAUUGAUACAAUAGCGCCAUCAGCCAUUUUCGCUCUAGAAAGCGAUGAUGUGGUCUUUGCACUUCACCAGUCAGCCAGUGCGGAUCGUCUCCUCGAACAGCUACCAAUGUACGGGUCACCCCUAGAAGUACCGAAGUUUGAUAUUACUGCGCCCGAAUACGACCCCGAUGCUUCAUGGAGGCGGCCUGCGUUGCCGCUGAGCAGAUUUGUAGAGGGUCGAAUGGAACUCACGCCAACGGAGCCUCCGAAAAAGCGAAGUCGAUAUAACUAUGCGCAAGAAGAUGACGAGGACGAUGAAGUAGUUUUCGACCAGUUUGGUGGUAGCCAACCUCGGCUAGAGCCACUGAACGCCCAUGUGGCGUUAUUUCGGCCAGAAAACAAGAGCUUUAGGGAUAGGCUACAUGCUGGGCACCAAUUCCGUCCACCUAACGAGCACACCAUGCCCUUCCAGUCAUUUUACGAGUCUCGUAGUCCUUCUCAGUGGAUACAAGCAGAGGAUGAUGAACUUAAAGGUCUGGUGCGCGAAUAUUCGUAUAAUUGGUCUCUAAUAUCCAGCAUUCUCACCUCCAGAUCUAUGUUCAACUCCGGGGCCGAGAGACGAACGCCGUGGGAAUGUUUUGAACGCUGGGUCAUGCUCGAGGGACUCCCCCAUGAUAUGCAGAAGACACAGUACUUCAAGUUAUGGCAAGGUAGGAUUGAGGCGUCACAGCAAGUUAUUCGGCAGCAUCAGCAGCAGCAGGCACAGCAGGCACAGCAACAGCAACAGGCUGGCUCCAACGGUCCAGUCACACCUCUCCCUAAACGUCGAUACAACGUCCCGCUAAAGGUCGAGCGACGGCGUAACCAAAAGCACCUGACGAUGAUAGAUGCAAUGAGGAAGCUUGCGAAGAAACGAGAGACCGCUUUACAAAAGCAGCAACAUAAUGCUUCACUUGCGGCGAUGAGAAAGACGAACGAGACGCCCCAACCGAGAGCGCCGACGAAAACACCAAGAGAGUAUAGUAUCAUGCGAUUCGAACGGGAUCAAGCUAUGGCCGAAAGACUGGCCGAAAGGAUGGCUCAACAGCAGCGCCAUGAGGCUCAGCGCAGGGCUGCUAUACAAAGAGCACAGCAAGGGCAAGUUGCACAACUGGCAGCUGCCCAGAAUGCGAACCAGCUCUCGCAGAAUAAUCCUCAGAUGGCGGCCUCCCAUCCUCAUGCAGGCAUAGCUCGCGUCAAUGCUCCCAACCAGAUCUCGAUCAAUGCCCAAGGACGUCCACGAAUGCCGAUGCAUACCCCCAAUGGCACAGGAACUCCUAACCACAUGGGUGGUGGACUCGUCCCUCCGAUGCAAAUGAAUGGUACCUCUCAGGUGCAAAUGCCUUCCGUAAAUGGCCAGCCAAGAAUGGCGAUGCCUACUACCCAGCCAGAUCUUCAACUGUUAAUACAAGCGCAGCAAAUAUCCGAGCAGCAGCGCCGCUCUGUUCAGAUGCGACAGCAGCAGCAGCAACAGCAGCAGCAGCAUCAGCAUCAACACCAACAACAGAACCAACAACAGUCUCACCCGAAUUCACAAGGAAGCAUGCCUUUGCAAAGCUCGCCACCUGCCAUGAGAGCCGCCGCUAUGAACGGAAUAAACCAGAAGAGCUAUCUCAGCAAUGCUCAAGCACAGGCGAUGGUGGCUUCGUUUACCUCUGCGAACGGAUCAGGGAUGUCAACUCCUCCAGGUCCAGGCCAUGCUAUGACAUCCCAAGCAGGAUCGCCUCGACCAAAUACAACAAUUCCACAACAGACACACCAGACGCAUCAGACAUACGUCUCACAACUUCAGAGUAUCGAAACUCAUAUUAGACAAGCACAUCCUAAUAUGACGCAGGACGUUGUUCGUGACAUGGCAAGGCAGCUGUUGAACACCCGUCACAACAACCAUAAUUUUGCGCAAUCGGCGAUGAACGCUGCGGCUGGAGGGUCGGGACAUGCUGCCGCCGCUAACGGACCACAUCAGUACGCCCAGCUCUUACGAGCCCAGCAACAACAACAGGCCGCGGCCGCGGCUGCAGCGCAAGCACAGCAGGCACAGGCCCAGCAGGGUGCUCAACAGCACCAGCGCAAUUCGAGCGGAAGUGCAACGCCCACGCCAUCACUACCGAAAUAGGGCCCUACAGCCACGGGCUCCGCCCUAGGAUAUGCGAAUCUAACCAGCUGCCUCGUCAACUGUUCCCGCCUGCCAAAUACAA
This is a messenger RNA of Annulohypoxylon truncatum, 4608 nucleotides long. RefSeq lists its product as uncharacterized. The transcript is spliced from 2 exons. Bases 738 to 4526 code for a protein of 1262 amino acids. Lineage: Eukaryota; Fungi; Ascomycota; Sordariomycetes; Xylariales; Hypoxylaceae. The record is from RefSeq and is a predicted model, not a curated record.